UGAAAACACACAUUGUAUCACCUUCAAGGGUGAUGUAAAAGGCCAGCUUCAUAAUUGCGAGCGAAGGUCAGAUGAAAUAAAAGACAGCAGCGAAUCUGGUGGCCGUGAUAGCAAAGGGAUGGUAAAUGGUAAAGAAUCUGGCGUACCGCCUCAGUUUGACAGGUCCAAAUGUUCACAGGAAUGCCAUGAACAAAUAAUUGACAUUAAAGCAAAGGUGACUGAAAAAAAUGAAACCUCAAGUCUUGGGUCUCGAGAGCAUUUGGUUAGGGUUGACAAGAGAUCCCUGGAUUUUAAGGUUCCGAUGUGGCUUAUGGAGAACAUAGAAGACAGUGUAUCACAGGUGGUAGGAAGGUCCUUGGAUGCUUCACCAGAUGUCCCUGAGCUUCAUAACUUAGAAAGCAACGAAGACAAUCAAGAGGAGCAGAGCUCUGGACUUCAGGUUGCUCAAAGUGUGACUCGGAUUAGACAAUGUGAAAAUGAGCAUUGUGUUGCUGAGGGGAAAAGCCCAGAGGGCCAAGUGGAAGUUAACCCUGGGUUUAAGAAGGUCAAUGAUCAAAUAGUAAAAGUUACACCUAAAUCAGAUAGAAAAUAUGUCACCACAAUGCCUAAUUUCCAAAAGAACAGCAAUUCGGGUGCUGCUAACACAUGGGGAGGAAAACGCCUCUCUAGUGAUUCACUCUGCACAUCUACUGAUAGUGAAGAUGAACCUAAAUCUCAUUGCUCUCAGCACGCAAUAAGGCCUAGUAACCAUAGACCAGCUAACAUUGGCAAGAACAUGGAUCUUUCUGAUGCUGACUAUGCCACUGAUGAACCCAGUGGAGCUGAUGAUUACUCAUUGAAAAAUGGAAAAUUGCUUGCCAGUAAGUCUGGUGUCCAGGAGCCAGCAGGUCAACAGGAGGCCACUCUUAUCACAAGUAGUAGCAGCAGCAGCAGCAGUGAAUCUAGUGUUGAUGAUGGCAGCCUGAAAUUUGGAAAGACUCUCUCCCUCCUUAGAAGAUCUUCCUGCCACCCCUCAAAAACUAGAAGAGGAGGAAGGAAGUCUAAAACACAGAGCAAUGGUGUUGCCAGCAAUUACAGUGCAGAGUACAGUUUGCAACCUCCUUCCUUGACAAGUGAUCUUGUGGCCAACCUUUUCCCUGCUCUCAAAAGCAAAGCAAAUGUAGAUGAUAAAAGAUCUACCCCAGAGCAAGUUCAGAAAAGGCACACUGAUAAGUUAGAAUGUGAACCGGAAGUUAAGGUGCAUCAGAGAGAAACUUCUCUCCUAGCUCAGAUGAAAGAAGAACAAGCAAAAGCCAUGGACUUUCUUAGAAGACAAAUAAACCAAUUUGAGGCCAGGAGGUCACAGAAGUUGCGUUCCCUGGAGGAGUGCAAGACUGAGGAAGCCCUAAAAUUGCAGAAAGAAAAGGCAGAAUUUGAGAAGCAUACGACAGUAGGUAAAGGAGAAUCAGGGGAAAUACAAAUGUUAAAGCAGCAAAUAGCAGGGCUGCAGGAGGAGUUCAGAAGGAAUGAGACCCGCUGGCACGCUGCCCAUGGCGAGCUCAGAAGUCAGGUCGAAGCACUGACCAAACAGAACCUGGAGCUUCAAGACGAGCUCAGGGUCUCUGAGCACCAGAAGAUGGAAAGCGAAAGGAAACAUGGAGCUGUGGAUUUGAUUGGCAGAAAAAGACAAACGCCGGUCUCAGCAGCUAUUUUGAGAGGGACACCACCUGAAGAAACACUGGUAGAGAAAUUGUCACAAAAUAGCCACAAGAGCCCUCACGAUAAGCGCAUGGGAAGGAAAAUAGUACCACCAGAUGAAUUGGCCCCUAGAAAUAGGGAUUCACGGGCAACAAGGAGGGCUCUGCAAAGGUCUGAGUCACUGAAAUCUGCAGCAGGAGAACAAAGAGUGAAGAGCCCAUGUAAAACAGUUCAUAACAGAAGUGUGACACCCAUAAGCCAGAGGACCCCUCAUCAAACACAGUUCGGACUACAGAAAGCUUUGCCUCAGUUGGCUCACAGUCAGCAGCACAGUUAUGGAAGGAAGACACCAGUGUCUGAAUCAGAACCAAGAGUACUUACCAGCCCAGCUCUGCAUGUGAAAGGCACGUUCUCUUCCACUUCAGGUAGUUCAGAAGACACAACAUUUUUAAAUAGUCAAAGCAAUGACAGUUUAAGCGCCACAUCCUUGAUUAAUGUGAAAGAGAAUCCUAGCCAUAAAAGUGUUCAGAGAUCCAAUAAAUCUUCUGAGCAAGUGGUUUCUGUGUCCACCUCCAGGAAAAACAGCAUUGCCUCAAAUGGCAGGAAUACACCUGUGGAAAAUCUUCCUGUUUUUGUGGAAACUAAAAAUAAGGCUUCUCCUCUCAAAUCAAUACUGUCCAGAAGAGCAUCACUAUAUACUGAAAUAAAGGAGGAUGGGGAAGUGAAAGAAAUAAUAGAGUACCCCGAUGGAAAGGUAAAACAACUGUUUACUGAUGGGCGCAGGAUUACUAAAUAUCCCAACGGGACAAAAAUGGAGAUUAGCACAGAUAAAAGAACAACUGUUUUUACUUUUUACAAUGGAGAUAUUAAGAAGAUCUUGCCAGAUCAGAGAGUGAUUUAUUAUUAUGCAGAGACACAGACAACCAGAACCGUUUUCCCGAAUGGAUUGGAAGUGCUGCAGUUUCCUAAUAAUCAGAUUGAAAAGUACCACCCCGACGGCACUGAAGAAAUCGUGUUUCCAGACCAGACUGUGAAAUGCCGUUAUGACGGAGGUAUGGUGGAAGAAACAGUUUUCCCAGACGGUACAGUUGUGAAAGUGGAAAAAAGUGGAGUUAAAACCAUCCAGUUCCGUAACGGGCAAAAGGAGAUUCAUAUGGCACAGUCUACGAGAAGGGAAUACCCUGAUGGGACUGUCAAGACUGUCUAUGCUAAUGGCCAGCAGGAAACCAAGUAUUCUUCAGGACGGGUUCGAAUCAAAGAUGAGAAGGAGAUCGUCAUCCUGGAUAAGGAGUAACGUG
Messenger RNA from Lacerta agilis (Sand lizard), 2975 nucleotides. RefSeq names its product centromere protein J-like. The coding region runs from base 119 to 2971 and encodes 950 amino acids. Gene Ontology annotation, cellular component: centrosome; centriole; nucleus. Gene Ontology annotation, molecular function: tubulin binding. The record is from RefSeq and is a predicted model, not a curated record. Lineage: Eukaryota; Metazoa; Chordata; Lepidosauria; Squamata; Lacertidae. Gene Ontology annotation, biological process: centriole elongation; cilium assembly. The transcript is spliced from 14 exons.